Molecule: messenger RNA, 816 nt
Organism: Lytechinus pictus (painted urchin)
Lineage: Eukaryota; Metazoa; Echinodermata; Echinoidea; Temnopleuroida; Toxopneustidae
Exons: 5
Coding region: 1-816 (271 amino acids)
Biological process (GO): negative regulation of T cell proliferation; positive regulation of T cell proliferation; cell surface receptor signaling pathway
Cellular component (GO): external side of plasma membrane
Source: RefSeq, a predicted model, not a curated record
AUGGCCCUUCACAAUAAAUGGAUACGCAUAUACUCCGAUCACUGCGCUACGUAUACACCAUGCGCAGCAUUAAGGCUUUACACAGAGAAGAAUUUAACAGCGGUGCGAGGCGGAAAUAUGUCCCUACCCUGUCGUUUCUCCGUUCCUGCACAUGCAGCCUACUGGUACAAACACAACUUCACUGGAGCAUCAGAAGACGGAGCAUCGCUUGUAGCCCGAGACUAUCAGGGUAUUACAGAUCAUAUACCGGGCUUUGAGAGGUUCAGCAUCACCAGGGACUACAGUUUGAUCAUCAGAAACAUCAUUGUUCACGACGAGACGACCUACUCAUGCUUAGUUUUUAACAUGGAUCUUAAUGAGGAAAGAGGCUAUACGGACUUGAGAGUUAUAGCUUUAGCAGAGCCCCUUGAACCCAUCAUCGAGAUCAUCGAGCCCUGUACUUUCACAGCGCAAGGGGAAUGUAUCUACCAUGUUGACAGGUCUACCAUUGGCAAGGACACGUCGGAGGAUGUUAUACUCGUUUCUAAACUGUUUAAUGUUCGACCUCUACCAAAUCUGACUUGGAUUGGAAGCAAUGGAAGAUUACAUGAAAAUGCAACUUACCAGACGAAGGAGAAAGAUGGGCUGUUCAGCAUUUCAUCACAAAUUCAGGUAUCCAAGUCUCAUCUUAAUCACCACUAUACCUGUCAAGCUAAAGGGGAAGCCAUGAAUGGAACAUCAUCAGUGGUCAUUUCUUUUGAGGAUUCUGUUAAACAUGUUUCAGUUCAACGAAGUUCAACAUCAUCGCUUCAGUUAGGGUUCAUUGAAUGUUCAUGA